AGCGGUCGCGGCGACGCGCGAACAAAAAACUUUAAAAAUAAAUAACAAGUGCCAGUGUUACCUGUGUGCCCAGUUGCUAGAUUACAGUGGAUUCUGUUAGAAAGUUUCACUAUUUCUUCUCGCAAAAAGGGGUUACGUGAUUUUGUUGGCCACGAUUUUCCGGUAGAGAUACAUAAUGCUGAGACAACGCAUGAAGUUCCGCAAGAAACGAUGAGAAAAAACCAAACGUCGCAGUGACAAUUACAAUGUGACAGUUAAGUGACAGACGCCACGAAAACUUUAAACUUCCAACCAAAAUACUCUUCCAAAAUUCUCUAAUAGUUUAUAAUCAAGAAAUAAGUGCCAAUAAUAGUGCAAAAUUAGACAACAAAACGCCAACGAACAUUCAAAACGCAACGACAAAUUUUAGUGCCACACAAUACUGCAUAACAUAACAAGUGUCACAGAUUAAAAAUAACUUUAAGCGCUGUGAACUCUUUGGAACUUUCGCGCCUUUUUAAGUGACAAGUGAGCUGUCAAACCGGUUCGAAGGAGGUUAUGAAAAGCGAUGGAUCUCCACGCUCCGCCACUGGUUGUCCAUGGGUAUGAGCCUCACGCGCCCUUGCUGGAGGUUGAGGGUCUGGACCCUCAUAGUCCUCAGCAGAAGGUGUUGAUACACGCGCCAUCUUUGCAAACCCAGGAGCUGAUCAGUAGCGACCAUCGGAAUGGAGAGUACGACUUUGCAGAUGAGCAGUACCACGCGCACAGCAGCAACCAGGGAGGCGAUGGUCACGGAGGCGUGAACCAACUGGGCGGAGUGUUCGUGAACGGACGACCCUUACCCGACGUGGUGCGGCAGAGGAUCGUGGAGCUGGCGCACAGCGGGGUGCGGCCGUGUGACAUCAGCCGGCAGCUGCGGGUGUCACACGGGUGUGUGUCCAAGAUACUGUCUAGGUACUACGAGACCGGCAGCUUCAAGGCCGGCGUGAUCGGCGGCUCUAAGCCCAAAGUGGCGACGCCGCCGGUGGUCGACGCCAUCGCGGCGUACAAGCGAGAGAACCCGACGAUGUUCGCCUGGGAGAUCCGGGACCGGCUGCUGAGUGAAGGGAUCUGCAGCCAGGAUAACGUGCCUUCUGUAUCUAGCAUUAACAGGAUCGUUCGCAACAAGGCGGCGGAGAAAGCGAAGCACGCACAUCACCAGCAGCAGCAGCAGCAGCAGGAGCAGGAGAUCAGCUCGGCGCAGGGCAGCGUUGUUUCUGUAAUAACCCACGCGGGCAACGCGCCCGGCACCACCGCCGUGCUCUCCCCAAGCGCGGAGCAGCACGUGCCUAACACCGGCAGCUACAGCAUCAACGGCAUCCUCGGCAUCGAGCAGGUGGACGCGCUGCACGGCGCCGGCCUCAAGCGGAAGCGGCACGAGGACCAAGACGAGAACCGAGACUUCAACAACCAUUCAGAAGACGAUGUUAAAAGACAGCGGAGUCAUUACAAUGGCGACCAAAUAUAUUCUAAUCAGUUAUGGUCGUCAUCGAAAUGGAGCCUCAAGGACGAGUACAAGCUGCUAUCCGAGCUGGGCGGCGCGGCGGGCGGCGCGACCGGCUACUACGGCGAGCUGUUCGACGCGCCCUACGAGCACGCCGCCCACCCGCACUACACGCCGCACUCCGCAACGAACGACUCGACGGGCUCCAACGGUGGCACCGGCGCGGAGCCGCCGUCCGCAGCCGCCAGCCCCGACGCGACGGCGCUGGUCGUGCUGCAGCCGCCGGCGCCGCCGUACCCGCCGUACGCGCACUAUGAUGGUACAACAACAUUAGCGAGCGAGUACGCAUACGCGGCGCCCUACUCGCAGUACUCGCCCUACGGAGGCCCCUACACACACUCAGCCGCCACGGGGCUACUGUCCAAGUGAUAUCAACGGACGCCGUGCGAGCAGUAGCCGUCGGCGACUCACAACGAAACCAAGUGAUAAAGGACACUUUAUACCAUAUGUGAGAAUUUUAGUUUAAUACCUUAUCAUUCCUUUAGUAAAUCUCUUAUUGUGUAGAUAAAUUAAUAUAUGUACAAUUCAUUAUACGUUCUGUUAUAAAUGUUAAUUUCAGAGGUCAGUACGCUUCUAACUUUGCUUUCUCAAAAUUAUUUUUAACUCCAACAGUUCAUUUAUACUCAUUAUUGUUUAGUUAAAUGAAAGAAUAUAUUGAAUGAGAGA
Ostrinia furnacalis (Asian corn borer) is the source of this 2188-nucleotide messenger RNA. It is a transcript of the gene sv, whose product is annotated as paired box protein shaven. NCBI's taxonomy places the organism in Eukaryota, Metazoa, Arthropoda, Insecta, Lepidoptera, Crambidae. Gene Ontology annotation, molecular function: RNA polymerase II cis-regulatory region sequence-specific DNA binding; DNA-binding transcription factor activity, RNA polymerase II-specific. The transcript has 12 exons. Gene Ontology annotation, biological process: regulation of transcription by RNA polymerase II; anatomical structure development. The record is from RefSeq and is a predicted model, not a curated record. The coding region runs from base 548 to 1891 and encodes 447 amino acids.